This is a messenger RNA of Phalacrocorax carbo (great cormorant), 5718 nucleotides long. The record is from RefSeq and is a predicted model, not a curated record. Lineage: Eukaryota; Metazoa; Chordata; Aves; Suliformes; Phalacrocoracidae.
GGGCGGCGGCGGCAGCAGCAGCAGCGCUGAGGGGGCGGCGGCGGCGGGCCCUGGGCCCCGAUCCGGCCUGGCCCGGCCAGACGCUGGGGGCGAGGAGAGAGUCCCGAAAGCAGCCCCUCGUCUGGGGAGGCGACGUGAAGGAAGGACUCUAUGCUCUAUUCAUUCAUGUGUGCAUACUGAGGUCAAAGUGCCAGCCACUGGAGCAGCAGCAGAAGUUAUAGGGACCUCUGUGUCUGGUGUACCAGCAACUGGAGAGACGGGAGCGAGUGAGGAUCUAAAUGCCAGCAACUGGAGUGGAGACCUGUAUUACCUUCAGGAGAUGGCCACUUCUAAGUCCUUGAUGAACCUUCUAACCUUCACUUUUGGAUCAGCAAUAGGAUUUUUCGUAUGCUAUCUUCUCUUUAGCCUUAUACUAGAAGAACAGGUUAAGAUCCAGCCUCAUAUCCUUCACAAUGAUCCACAUGGUCAACACUCGGCAGAUACCGAUAACAAUCAGCUGCAAGGACAAAUGAAUUUCAAUGCAGACUCUGGACAGCAUAAAGAUGAGAAUAAAAAUAUCGCAGAGGGAUUGUAUCAGAAGGUGAAAAUACUGUGUUGGGUCAUGACUGGACCUCAAAAUCUAGAAAAGAAAGCCAAGCAUGUUAAGGCCACUUGGGCCCAACGUUGUAAUAAAAUACUUUUUAUGAGCUCUGAGGAAAACAAAGACUUCCCGACUGUGGGCCUAGAAACCAAAGAAGGCAGGGACCAACUGUACUGGAAGACUAUUAAAGCUUUUCAAUACGUAUAUGACCAUUAUUUUGAUGAUGCUGAUUGGUUUAUGAAAGCAGAUGAUGAUACGUAUGUUAUAUUGGACAAUUUGAGAUGGCUUCUUUCAAAAUACAGUCCUGAACAACCAAUAUACUUUGGAAGAAGGUUUAAACCUUAUGUAAAACAGGGCUACAUGAGCGGAGGAGCAGGAUACGUUCUGAGCAAAGAAGCUCUGAAGAGAUUUGUUGCUGCAUUUAAAACAAACAAGUGCUCUCACAGUUCCUCAAUUGAAGACCUGGCAUUAGGAAAAUGCAUGGAGAUCAUUAAUGUAGAAGCAGGAGAUUCUAGGGAUACAAGUGGUAGAGAAACCUUUCAUCCCUUCGUUCCAGAACAUCACUUAAUCAGGGGAUACCUACCAAAAACAUUCUGGUAUUGGAAUUACAAUUAUUAUCCUGCUGUAGAGGGUCCUGGAUGCUGCUCCGAUCUAGCAGUUUCAUUCCACUACGUUGAUUCCGUGACUAUGUAUCAUUUGGAAUAUUUGAUUUAUCAUCUCCGUCCAUAUGGGUAUUUGUAUCGGUACAAUCCUGAUUUGGCAAAGAAUCCAGAAGAGCAGAGCAAAAAUGAAGCACUGGAGGAUAAUCAAAAGUUAACGCAAAAGAUUUCCGAGAAUUAAUUGGACUUUGAAGAAAACUAAAAGAAGCCAGUGCAAUGAAUAAGACUCUCCUCGAACUCCUGCAUGAAGCUUGUGGACUGAAAUUUCUCUUGGUGAUUCUUAUUUCAGAAAUCACGUUGGCGGUUCCUUUCACUGUCUGUGUACAACAGAGUCUGGUGCUGGCUCUGACUGUUUGGGAUGGCGUGACCUUGCAGCCCUACUCGUGAAGAUUUGGGGCCCUAAAGCUGUGAAAUAGGAGGUUGUUCUGGCACACUAAUAUCUGGAAGGAUUUGUGUAAAAACACCAUAGUAGAUGGGUUCAGAGAUAAUCAUACAGUAUUCUUGUUCCUUUUUUGGUCUCUGUUUUCUUCCAGAUGUUUUGUUAAGUCAAUUCUAAUAUUAGAGAUUGGAUGUUGCACAGCCACAUACUUCAUGAUGGCUUUCUCUUGUAUUCUUAAUGUCUUGAAGUUACUGUGUGUAACUUCCCCUAUAAGGAAGGGAGAGGGGUGAAAAUAGUGUCAAGUCUGCUUUGCCUUAACGACAGACUGGUUAUUAUGAAUAGGCAGAGAUCCACCCAAAGAGUAAUCUGAAUUGUUUCAGAAAUGGAAUUCACUGCUAUGAAUUAUUUUUAAAAUUUUUAAGUCUCUGUUGUACAAAACAAUAUGAAGUUGGAUCACUACUGGUUUAGGGAGAAACCCAGAAGUAGUUAGUAUUGUUUAAAUUGCUGAGGUGAUGCAAGCUGCUUACAGAUUUGCCUGUGGCUUUUUUUUUUUAAAUUAUCCUAUUGGUUGAAAGGAUAUAAAAAUUAAUCUCAGAAUUUCUCAGCAAAAGGUAGAUGCUUUUUGAAAUAGAAGUCUCUCUUCCAUCACAUCUUCCAUGUAAACCAGAGAGAGUAGUAUCUUAGCAAAGUUAAAAUGGCAUUAUAACAACUUGGGUUCAGCCAGUAUUAUAAUUAGUUUGUUUCCAUUUAAUUUUCACACCACUAUACUUUGAGAUUGUGGAGUUAAUUUAUUCAUUAAAAUUUUACAGCUACAAACAAAUCUUAUUUUAAAACUGCAGCAAAGCCGAUUUGACGGCAUCCCUACACAUUAGCUUAUUUGGCUCAAGUACUUCAUUUCACUUUUCUGAACACUUUUCCCUCACUUUUAAAAUUUCUUCUGUAUCUGCUUCUUGUUACCUUUUUCAGAAGAAAGUGUUAUAUACUCCUUAUUUCACUCUUUUUGAAGCUGAAGUAUAUAGUUAUUCAGGUAAGCCAGCCUGAAUGCAGGAAUCUUUCAAAGUGCAUUAACUUUCUCCACUACUUUAUGAGUAUCUCUGCCUCUUAACUGAAAACACUUUCUUGGUGUGGAACAAAAAUAGGUGUUUUAAUUACUGAAAAAUUUUCAGAGGCCAAGCCUAUGUUUUAUAUAGUUACCAUAAAACUUUCUUGUUUUCUCUUUUUCAAGUUGAGUGAGUAGCAGUAUGGGGGAUAGGGUUAAGCUUGACAUGUAGUGCGCCUAUUCCACGCUUGAACAAGAGUUUCUUCAUCUUUUUGUCACUUUUCACCUUCAUCAUAUUGAUGAAUUUGGACAUAACCUAAUUACCUCCAGUCAUUGCUUUGGAAAGGGCACAUACUGGUAGCAGACAGCCUUAUUUACUGCUGCUGUCCUUCAGGAUGUUCCUGGAAGAGGAUGUUACCAUGUAGUACUGGAAUUUUUUUUCCAAAGGUAGUUCUUGUACAGAUUGGGUUUCUAUCUGUUGUCCAACCAUAGAGUCUUGACUUUCUUUCUGACCAUUGCUCUGCAGCAUGAUGGCAAUUACUGAAAUAGCUCAUGGGCUUGAAAUAUUACAUACAUCUUGUCUGCCUGAAUGUAGGCAGGGUUCAUAUAUCGAGUGUUAGUUAAACAAAUAGUUCCUGCAGGGUUAAAUCUGUUGGUCUUUUAUGAGCAAGACUGCCUCUGAAGUACUGAAAGGGACAUGAGCUUUAGUUUAUGUUAAUUGACGUAAGUAGAAAAUUAUAACUGUAUUUGUUUAAAAAAAGGAAAAGGUCUCUAGUUUGCUCUAGUCAGACGGAUGCUUGUCCAGAGGAGAAUAUGUGGUACCAUGCUGGGAGGUGCUUCCUUCUGUGAGCUAAAUAUUUACCCCAUGUGCAACAAAAACCAAGAAUAUUGUGAAAUCUGUAUGGUACUGAUAACUCCAGUGGCAUUGUUCGAACAUGGAAUUAAAAUUUUCUGGAAUACUUAAGGAAGUUAUUAAAUGAGAUCAAGGUCCCAGCUUAAUCUCUUUGUAAAUUCAGCCCAUGUAGAAGACCUGCUGAACUACUGUACUGCUCCUUUAUUACUGCGUUCUUCAGAAGUUCAUCUGUGGGGAUUUAAAGAUUUUUCUUCCACAAUGGGCAGAACUAAUCUUGCCUAUUUUCUGCAGAAUUGUGUCCUAUGUUUGCUCUGUGCUGCCCUGUGAAGUAACAUAAUUUUCUCUUCAUGUUCCUGACUAUCCUGUCUUUGGGUUUUCAAUUCUAUCGUGCAUAAGUCUCAGCUGGACAAGAGGAGGCAGGUAGAGGUGCCUGAGCUCUGCACAGCUGUGGUUGCUGAGGUGGCAAGUCAAACCAGCCACUGCUGGGCUCGCAGUGAACCCUUUUCUCAGCAGCAGUUUUAAUUCUCAUCUGCUGCCCAGCUGUGCCUUGUGGGUUUAGCAGAGUGGGGCAGGAAUGUCCCUUUCCACAAAACUUGCAGGACCUCAGAGGGAAUGGAGAAAACCAGGAACAAGUUCCAUUUAUUGAGGAAAUAAGGCUAAGAACGUAGUACUUUGAUAAAUAGGUGGCCUAUCUGGAGAAAUCAGAGCAGCCUUGUCUUCAAACAUCCAUUCUUGCUUUGUUUUUAAGUGUCCUUGCUCUUAGGCCUCUGAAUCUGUUUCUUCUGCCUUUCUAACAGCACUGCAAAGAGAUUACUUUUUUCCUUCCAGACAAGCUAGAGAAGUAUUGGCUUUUACAUUCUGUGAUUUUAAGAGGACUGCAGUUCUCUGUAGAAUUGUAUUGCCAUAACAAUGAGCUGAAAUAAUUGGUUUGUAUCUCACUCCCUUCAAAAGCUUCAGUGGACGAGGUUGGAAUGUGAACAGUUAGUAUAAUUUUCAUGUACAAUAUUACACUACUAUUGGUCAUUUGUUAUUUCACUCUCAGGUCUUUGUGCUUUGAGAAAGUAUUUAUUGAGUUUGAGUAUUUCUGCAGCCCAAGGAGACUGCUGUAUUUCAGGUGGAAAGACCUUUGUGAAGCACAGCAGCGUAGGCUCUUGUAGGCUGUCCCGAUUAUUGCUCUGUGGCUUGACUUUGGUUUGUUUCUAAAAGAGGUUUCUUAAUUUUAUAAAACCUAAAAGCUUCUAUUGGCACCAUAGUGAUUCAAAUGACCCACCUAAAAUUUUUGAACUGGUUUUCUGGAAAUUACUAGGCAGCAGUUGUUUGCACUUGGAUGUGGGAAUGUCACUUAGUGUAACUGAGUAACGUUUUAGCCUGUGUUAAGUGGUUUUUAGCUCAGAAUGAGAAUGCCAAAAGUUACCUUCUGAUCACCGUUCUUAAUGAGAGGAUGGUAUUAAUCUGUGUCUGCAGAAGACGACCGAUUUUAAUCUUUCAUCCCCAGAUAGUUCUGGUAGUCUAUAUUGGUCUUGUUGAAGAGGUUAAAUGCUGGUCAUGUUGGUGCCAUCUCUCAUUUCGUGGAAGCUCUUUUCCCAGUAUGUUUUAACUUUAAGGACGCUUUCUCUGUUUUGCUUUGGUGGGCUAUAUAUUAAAAAUUGCUUUUUCUUCACAUGUUGCCAUUUGUUCUGUUACAUUUCCAGAAGUAUAAAUUUUAGUGAAUAGCUGAGAGACCUCUUAGAAGCAGUUUGCUACUAGAGCAAGGGGUUUUGUCUUGUACAACAGGAAGGUGCAGGUUAUUUCUCUGAUGUACCCACUACUGAUGUUGGCAGCGCACGCACAGGCGAAUUUAGAUCCCUCAAUCCAGGACCACUUGGAAAGGCAAUUUUGACCUUUUUCUGUCAAGAAAAACUUCUGUGGAACUCCAAAAGUGUAAUUUGCUUUGUUUUACCAUAUUGUAUUUAAAAUACUCCACAAAUGUUAUCAGUGCUCUAAAAGAAGUGAAGAUUGCUGCUGGACAGUAUGACCCGCUUGAAUCCUGUGAAUGUUUCACUCUGCAACUAUAGGUAGUCGUGUCCCUAAUGACAGGUGUAAGUUGGUGACUUGUCUGGAAUGAUCUCACCAUAAGGAUUUGUUUCUUAAAUACCUUUUUUGAAGUGCCUUUGACCAAUUUUUAGCAUCAAAAUUAAGUUGAGAAUUGAAUAAAUAAGUUAUCUUGUA